Messenger RNA from Rhagoletis zephyria (snowberry fruit fly), 981 nucleotides. Lineage: Eukaryota; Metazoa; Arthropoda; Insecta; Diptera; Tephritidae. The record is from RefSeq and is a predicted model, not a curated record.
AUGUCAUCCAGUGAGGACGAAAAGUGGGCUUCCAUUGCCCAGAUAAAGGAAGAGGAGGAAGCCGACGCUGACGACAACACUGAAGAGGGGACCAGGGGCGCUUCGACAACAACCGCAGUUGCUUCCACCAACGGUGAAGACAGCAACAACAGCAACCUCGACCUGGACCAGGACCAGAACAAUCCAAUUACCAACGGUCGCAUUCACCUUAAGGCCAUUCCCCGAUCGGAGAUGGAGUCACUGAAUCAGAUACGCCAGCAGCAACGAAGACGAUCUCGAAAGGCGGCUUUCUUUGUCACCGACGCCCAGAGCACACUCUCCGCCGAUCAGAUGAAGAGUCAGAUGAAUGACAUCGAGGACACGCUCAUCAAGGACCACAUAUCGGAGAUGCUCAAGGUGGGCAAAGUUAGUGACAAAUUCGACAAGCUGGUCAAGACACCCGAACGGCAGCUCACCGCCCGACUAGAGUCACAUUUCCCAAAGAGCGUGAGCACCAAAAAGAUGCCGACGCCAACGUUCAACGACUUUGACAUCAACAUUGAGGAGAUCGAGGCGCAGGUGGACCAGUUGGCGGCGCUGCGCAAGCGUCGCCGAAGUAACUCCAACGCCAAGUGCCCUCGAAGUGGCGCCAUGAAAAAUGGCGAUGAUCAUUCAGAAGACGUCGACUACUCUCGCUUCAGCUUUAGCGACUUUAAGCGGAAGGCCGUAAAGUCCGCCACCACCACAGUCACAACAACAAACCAAUCGAACACGGGCACCAUUAAGCUGGGCAAGAUUGACGCCAACUUCAGGCCAACCGUCAGUCUGGGCACUAAAACGUACACCCGCACCAGAACGAAGGACCCGCCGCCACCGCCCGUUCUUCCACAGAAGGACGCCGUGGAGAUGGAGCUGAAGGAGGAGAUGGACGAAAAUUCGUUAACUCUACCGGCAACAACAACCACCACCACCACCACCACUGAAAGCACAAAUCAUAACUGA